AUUAAAGUUAUUACUGGUUUCAAUAAUCAUCUUUUUAAUGUACAUCAAAUAACUUAUAAUCAUCAAGCACUACUACUGGUACUAAAUUUAGUCAGCCGGAAUCGGUCCCCACCUUGGUCUUUUAAUGAAAUUUUUCCGCCAAAAUCCACCAAUAGAUUAGCGUCUCCCACCGUAAUUUCUUGCGCCCUCCAUCAGCGUAGCCUAACUCCAUUAGGAUUCUUUCCUGGCUCGGAUUCUCUCCCACAAACAAAAAGGACCAAAAACCUAGCCGUAACCCUUUGGCUAUUAGCAAUAGCCCCACCUUCGAUCCCCCUCUAUUUUACUGUAUCCAUGGCCGCCGCCGCCUCAUUCGUCGCCACCACUACCGCCGCCGCCGCCGGUGCAGCUGCUUCAGCUUCCUCUAAGCUGUCUCCGUUAUCCGUUGCUGAUGAAAAGCCCAACUCAUUUUCACCCUUCCCCAAAACCCUCCGAAAACCCUGCAACCUAGGCAUUCAGAAGCGCUGCCUGACGACGGCGGCUUCCAAGAACCCUAUUUCCGAUGUGGGUUCUUUCGAAGAUGACGGAGGAGACAAGCCUCGGGAGGAGUGCGGCGUGGUGGGAAUCUACGGCGACCCGGAAGCUUCCCGUCUUUGUUACUUAGCUCUCCACGCGCUUCAACACAGGGGGCAAGAAGGCGCCGGCAUCGUCACCGUCCACGACAACGUUCUGAAAUCGAUUACCGGUGUCGGGUUGGUCUCCGAUGUGUUUAAUCAGUCAAAGCUUGACCAGCUCCCCGGCGAUAUGGCCAUCGGACACGUCAGGUACUCGACCGCCGGUUCAUCCAUGUUGAAAAAUGUGCAGCCUUUUGUCGCCGGAUACAGAUUCGGGUCUGUCGGGGUAGCCCACAAUGGCAACUUGGUGAAUUACCAAGCCCUCCGGGUCGAAUUGGAAGAAAACGGGUCUAUUUUCAACACCACAUCCGAUACCGAAGUUGUGCUCCACCUCAUCGCCAUCUCGAAAGAAAGGCCCUUUUUUAUGAGGAUAGUUGAUGCUUGCAAAAGGCUGGAAGGUGCUUAUUCAAUGGUGUUUUUAACCGAGGAUAAGUUGGUCGCCGUGCGAGACCCGUACGGAUUCCGGCCGCUAGUUAUGGGCCGUAGGAGCAACGGAGCUGUCGUGUUCGCGUCGGAGACUUGUGCUCUGGAUUUAAUCGAAGCAACCUACGAAAGAGAAGUCGCUCCCGGUGAAGUUUUGGUUGUGGACAAAGAUGGGGUUUCCUCCCUUUGUUUAUUAUCUCAUCCUGAGCAGAAGUCUUGCAUUUUUGAGCAUAUUUAUUUCGCUUUACCAAAUUCUGUUGUAUUUGGAAGAUCAGUUUAUGAAUCCAGGAGAGCAUUCGGGGAAAUUCUUGCCACUGAGAACCCUGUCGAUUGUGAUGUUGUGAUAGCUGUGCCUGAUUCAGGAGUUGUAGCUGCCCUUGGUUACGCUGAAAAAGCUGGUGUUCCAUUUCAACAAGGUUUGAUUAGGUCACAUUAUGUUGGGAGAACAUUUAUUGAGCCAUCACAGAAAAUCAGGGAUUUUGGAGUUAAACUCAAGCUUUCCCCUGUUAAAUCAGUCUUGGAAGGGAAAAGAGUAGUAGUUGUGGAUGAUUCAAUUGUUAGAGGAACUACUUCUUCGAAGAUUGUUCGGUUAAUUAAGGAAUCAGGUGCGAAGGAAGUCCAUAUGAGGAUUGCAAGUCCACCAAUCAUAGCUUCCUGUUAUUAUGGAGUGGACACACCAAGUGCUGAUGAACUCAUAUCUAAUAGGAUGAGUGUUGAGGAGAUUAGGGAUUUCAUCGGGGCAGAUUCACUUGCAUUUUUGCCAAUUGAUAGUUUGAAGAGGUUUCUUGGCAAUGAUUCGCCGAAUUACUGUUAUGCUUGUUUUUCUGGGAAGUACCCUGUCCUGCCAAGUGGUAAGGUGAAAAGGGUUGGUGAUUUUGUUGAUGAUGGAUUGAGUGGAAGUUUGGAGUUCAUUGAUGAAGGCUGGGUCAGUGGAACUAAAAGAGAUCAAGAAGACAAGGAAGUAGAUGAUAAGGAGAUACCAACAUUGAGUAGAGUUUAGUUGUUUUUGGGAGUUUUAAAGAACAGAUUUUUAAGUUUGUCGCAUACAAAAAGACCAAAUUUUUUGUUGGUGAAAAUCCAGAUUGGAAGCCUCUGAAUGGGUACUCUUACAGGAUCCAGUGAUUGAUAAAGGGUCACCAUUGCUUUGGUGUCAAUCAUUCUCUGUUUUAAAUGUAUGUGAAGCAGGAAAUAAUUUUCGUACAACAACUGUCUCGCGUCUUAUUUUUAAGCUUCAAAACGUACAAACUUCUCUUGAAUGUCUUAUUCAUUCAAGUUAUUUUAGCCGAACUGUGUUUAAGAAAAGUAGCUCAUUGAGUCAUUGGAGUUCAUUGUUUGUACUUUGUACUUUGUGAUGUGGUGAGCCCUGGGGAAUCUCUAGAGCUUAACUGAAAAUUGUGUCUCAACCAAAC
Messenger RNA from Oldenlandia corymbosa var. corymbosa, 2482 nucleotides. The record is from the annotation of a GenBank genome assembly. Lineage: Eukaryota; Viridiplantae; Streptophyta; Magnoliopsida; Gentianales; Rubiaceae.